AUGGCGAUAGAGUGGUUGGAGUGGGAAGCCCGCCAGCGAGAUAUUCAAAUCCGACACGAGUACAACAACACGGAGAAGCGUAUUGGUUCUCGUCGCCUUCCAGUUGAUGAUUUCCACGCUGAAUCGCAAACGGUGUUUCAGUUUCACGGUAAGUUGUUGUUUUAAAGUAAUUAGGAUUAACGUAAUUAAGUGGGAGUAAGUUAAUCAGUUUUUUAGCGAUUGCGUGGGCUUUUCUCUUGCAGGAUAAUUUAUUUUUCUUUUGUAGGAUCAUUAAUAUUGCACUUUAUUCUACUAGGUUGUUAUUGGCACGGCCAUGAUUGCCACCUGAAUGAGGGGAAAGAGGUGAAUACCAAACGCGACAAACACAUGGCAGAACUACUCGAAGAGACUCGAAAGAACAGCGCCUAUAUCAAGAAGCAGGGAUUCCAUCUCGUUGAGUGUUAGGAGUGCAAAUGGCGUGAAAUGAAAAAGACCAACAAAGACCUUCAACGCUUCAUCGCAACUCGAUUGCAUAGACCCCUGGACAAAGUUCAAACCAUGACUACGCAAUCCAUCAUCAACGCUGUAAAGGGCGAAACGUUAUUAGGAUGCGUCGAGUGUGAUAUCCGUGUUCCAGAACAUUUGCGAGAUCACUUUCAAGAGAUGUGUCCCAUCUUCAAGAACGUGGAGAUAUCUGGUGAAGACAUCGGCGACUACAUGAAAACAUACGCGGAAGAAAACGAUGUCAUGAAACAACCUCGACAUAGUCUCAUCGGGAGUAUGAUUGGAGAAAAAAUCCUUUUGGCGACCCCGCUAUUAAGAUGGUAUUUAGAGCAUGGUUUAGAGGUAAGUUUUAAAUAUUGUGAGCUUGUAAAAUUUCAGCACAAUUUCCAACAGAUUAUAUUAUUUUUUUAGGUAACACAUAUAUACCAAGUAAUAGAGUAUAGUCCUAAAAUGGGAAAACCUUCACAAACAAAGAGCGACAUCGCCAAGUCAAGUAUUGCGAUGAUGAGAAAGUACCCAGCUUGAUCAACUCGCCAUUCUUCCGCGAACUCAACACGAUUGAUGAUGAAACUUACGAAGUACAGAGC
Paramuricea clavata is the source of this 1070-nucleotide messenger RNA. Lineage: Eukaryota; Metazoa; Cnidaria; Anthozoa; Malacalcyonacea; Plexauridae. The record is from the annotation of a GenBank genome assembly.